Liolophura sinensis is the source of this 1928-nucleotide messenger RNA. Its product is annotated as leucine-rich repeat-containing protein 59-like. The record is from RefSeq and is a predicted model, not a curated record. Gene Ontology annotation, cellular component: cytoplasm. Gene Ontology annotation, molecular function: protein binding. Lineage: Eukaryota; Metazoa; Mollusca; Polyplacophora; Chitonida; Chitonidae. Bases 60 to 950 code for a protein of 296 amino acids. The transcript is spliced from 7 exons.
GUUGGGUUGUGCAACUUUCACGUUGUACAUGUAUUUGCGGUCUCUGUGCGGUGCAAAAGAUGCCGAAAGAGUCACUAAGAGACAAAUUGGACGGAAAUGAACUGGAUCUGAGCUUGGGGAAUUUGGAGUCCGUUCCUGUGAAGGAACUGGCUAGCCUACCUAAAGCAACCCAUUUAGACCUGUCGUGUAAUCUGAUAACAACUAUUCCUGAAAGUUUCUGCAGUUUGCGACACAUAGUGAGGGUUGACUUCAGUAAGAACUCCAUAUCAGAGCUCCCGCCAAAUUUCGGGGACCUGGUGAACUUGCAGCAUCUGGAUUUGUUGGGGAACAAACUCGAGAUUCUCCCUGUCAGCUUCUGGCAAUUGCGCAAGCUGAAAUGGUUGGAUCUGAAAGAUAAUCCGCUAGACGAGGGCUUAAAGAAGGCCGCUGGAGACUGUCUGGACGAUGUCCAGUGUCGGCGGUGUGCUCAACAGGUUCUGGCGUUUAUGAAGGCAAUUAACUCUGACCUUGAAAGAAGGAAACAGAAGAAAUUACAAGAGGAAAGAGACCAAGAAUCGCAGAGAAAAGUUGAGGAAGAAAUGCAACGACAGAGAAAGAAAGCUGAAAAAUUGAAGGAAAAAGAGAAGAGAAGAAAAGAAUAUGAGGCUAAGAAGAAACAGACUGAAUCUGGGAAGGAGGAAGUGGAGGAUGAAGAUGAAUCUGUUACAGAAACGGUCUCAGUACCAGAGGUCCACAAGAAGAAAGGUGGACGUGGUUGGUCGUGUUGUUUCGCCUUCAUCAACAUCGUGCUGUUCGUGGUUGCUGCUUCUGUGGGGUUGUACAUCUACUGUGAUAUGAAGAAAAUAAUUCCACAGUGUCAGGAGGUGGUCACUAUGGGAGACAACCUCAUGAGGCAUACCAGAGCUGCCGUUCAUCAUUACCUGAACUUGAUCACUGGCAAGAAAAAGUGACUCGCAAUUUAAGAGAUAGAAAGACUUUACCUGGAAUAUAAUGUAUAGGGCGUUGUUGUUGCAAUUAUUGAAUGAAACAACUCCAGAAAUAAAAUUUCUGUCUAAAAAUUUUAGCUACUUCUGUACCUCAGAUUUGUAUAGCAAGGGCGAGUACAUUCAGUCUCGUUUGACUGGGCCAUUCGUGAAGAGAAAUUAAACAGGUUAAAAGAAACGAAAAGAAAAAAUACCGAGGGACAAAGCGACUUUAUACAGCAUUGCUUGCCACAUCUAAAAUAACAAUAAAGGUGUGGUCGAUUCCAGAAAACUACACUCAUAAUAAAAGUGGUCUAUCUCAUCAUUCUUCGCUGGAUCACCCACUGACAAGUAUAGAUCCAUUCUCUGUUAUAUGUCAAUUUGAGGAAGUCCCCGUGAUAUGAAUCUUUAAAAGUUGCGUGAAUGAAUGACGCACGGCUACACAUCAGCAGUUGUACGAGACUGCGGCAGUUAUGUCCCUGACUAAUUUAUUUGGAAAUCCGCGGAAACCACUAGCAGUAAGUUUAACCUCUUGCUGACUGGUAGGAAUGUUAUAACAGCAGUACCGUAUGUUGGAAGGUCUGCCAGCAACCUGCGGAUGGUCGUGGAUUUCCACCAGGCUAUGCCCGGUUUCCUCCCACCAUAAUGCUGAAUGCCAUCGUAUAAAUAAAAUAUUCUUGAGUACGGCGUAAAACACCAAUCAAAUAAAUAAAUAAAUAAAUAUAACAGCAGUAUAAUAGUCUUCUAACAUUUUGGACGAACUGGUUGAUCGGCUGUUGUUAUUGGCCUGACUUCAAGUCGAUAGAGCGGUGGAAAUCCGUCCUGCAUCAAGGAGGCACAUUACAUGCACUUUAAGGAUUCCUUCGUCGUCAUGUCUGAAAAAUGGUUAAGUACGACGUUAAACCCCAAGCACUCACUCACUCACUCAAGUCGAUAGACUACACAGAAGCACACUGACUUUCCACU